AACAAUUAGAUUAAUUAUGCAGUAGUGUCGAUUGACCAAAUAUCACAAGGACGUACGCUGAUGAAUUAUCGACAGGGAACCAAAGAGUUCAAUGCGUCUUUUCAGUCACAAUGAGUAUCUGGUGUUACAUUUAAUCCGUGAUUCCUGGUGGCCCGCUAACACCCCGUAUCUCCUCUAUACCAUGCCGCGUGUAUAUUGCAUGAACGCGUGCAAUGGGAGGUAGAGAAGCAGGGAACUAACGACGAACGACAUGCCAUGUCUCCCCGUUCCUUAAUCCAGAUAGACGCAUAAGGAGUCGGUAACAAUCAGGGGAGAAAGUAUAAAUGACAUCUAGCGAGGAGUAAACCCUUUAGUCUUUCGUGGAGAGAGCACCAUGCAAUACCCAUCACAGAUCCUGUUAUGCAUAACAUUAUGGCUGAGUGUCUUCUCGAGACAUUCAGUAGCAAAGGAACCUCCCGAUUCUGAGCUGCUGAAAAAAUACGCUAAAGACGUUGAGACGGUUCUGUCACCUACCCUCAUUGAAGAACUCCAAGGCGCACAGUCGAACCGUUCGGCGGUCAACUUGGAACAAACGGUUCCGAGGACUCCAAAUCAACCACAGAGCGUCAGUGGUAAAAGUCCGGAGAUAAAUUUCGAUAAUCAAGUUUAUCCGUACCACUACGAAAGGUCUUACCACUACCACUAUCCUCCGAGCCCACAGGAUGCAGUCUCAGGACCAGUCGGUUACUCUGACACUUUUUACGGACCUUCAUUCAGGCCAAGGAUCCGGGUGAGCGACAUUCAGGAUCCAGGUUAUUACAGAUCCGAGCUCUACAACCCGUUCCGAUCCCCCUCGAGACAGAACGCCGGUGUACAAGCAACUUCGAGUGCGAAGGAAAAUAUUGAAGUUAAUGGGGACGGUAAACAAACACCCGGAGCACAAGGACCUCCGGAGGUCUUUCAUGGUCCAAAUCCUCUGCCACCAAACGGCUUCGCACACCCUGAGAUCUUGACGCAGUCACCACCCUCUAACCCGUUUCCUAGCAUGGAUUUUGACAGAUACCGACAUGCCGUUUUUGACAGACCGUUAGGACCCAGUAACUACUUCAGACCAGGUGGAGAUAUCGGACCACAUCCGCAUGAUUUCAAGGAAAAAAUCUCGCAGCCACUUCAAGAUAGACCCAUGGAUCCGUACCAGAAUUUACCACCCUUGGAUUAUCAGGGGUAUGGAGAUAACCGCCCUCUGAGACCGCAUCAUCUGUCACCACCGUUUCUCGACCCCUUUUUCCCCGCGGGUUAUCAACGACCUUUUUACAGCGGCUAUCGUCCCUCUGAACACUUCCAUAAUCUCUUCAACGAUACCUUUACGAGGAACUUUUCGCACAGACAGCCUUUCGGUGGAUUCUAUCCUAACCGUAAUUACAACCCUCCACCACCCCCAUCAGCUCCCCCGGCUCCUUCACCUCCACAGCCCCCUACACCUUCGUCAGCGCCAACAGAGAGCAUGCAGGAAUCGCCUUCUCCUGCGGCCUCUUUAAGUCAACCGACACCUGCUAUCAGUCCAGAAAAUCCCGCAGCACCUCUACCUGCUGCUUCAAAUUCAAUCUAUGAAGUGAAGCUUUUCUUGCCGGCGAUCGAUAACGUAGAUCAUGAAUUUCAGCCGAGCACAUCGGAAGAAUUUACAUACACCAGUAAGAGUUUGAGGUUUUAAAUGAAAUUUCUGAUUUAUCAUUAAUCCAAUAAAUUUAAUUUAUAAUAAAAAGAUGAACAAACAAAG
Molecule: messenger RNA, 1756 nt
Organism: Diprion similis
Lineage: Eukaryota; Metazoa; Arthropoda; Insecta; Hymenoptera; Diprionidae
Product: proline-rich protein 2-like
Exons: 4
Coding region: 374-1690 (438 amino acids)
Source: RefSeq, a predicted model, not a curated record